This is a messenger RNA of Protopolystoma xenopodis, 234 nucleotides long. The record is from the annotation of a GenBank genome assembly. Lineage: Eukaryota; Metazoa; Platyhelminthes; Monogenea; Polystomatidea; Polystomatidae.
AUGACUAAAGAGGUAGAACAUGGUCUCUCGCCCUACCAAUGUGAGCUACUAAACCUCUGUUUGGACACCAUCCGGGCGUAUUUCCAUGCUGGUGGGCGUGGUCUCAAGCGUGGCUUCUUGGAGCGUAGUCCAGAAUUACAUCAACUACGACAGGCGCUUCUGCUCUACUCCCAAAUGACUGACGAGCUUCUACGAGAUUUUGUUGCCACUCAAACUGCUCAAGGUAGGCAAUAG